Molecule: messenger RNA, 678 nt
Organism: Brenthis ino (lesser marbled fritillary)
Lineage: Eukaryota; Metazoa; Arthropoda; Insecta; Lepidoptera; Nymphalidae
Source: the annotation of a GenBank genome assembly
AUGACGAUCGAAGGCAACAAGGACGACGCUGAAAGGUGUAUAGAGAUUGCGCAAAAUGCCUUUGCAGCAGGAAAUGUAGAAAAAGCAGAACGAUUUUUACAAAAAGCCGAACGAUUAUACCCAACUGCACGUGCUAAAGAGCUCCUAACCCGAGUUAGGGCUGCAGGCGCUUCGGGAAAUGUACCUAAACGUACACCCCCGAGCAGCCCUAGCGCUGAGGAGGUAAGACGAAGGAAAACACCAACCCACCAGGCUCCACAAAGAGAAUAUACAUCAGAACAAUUGGAAUUUGUCCGCAGGGUGAACACCAAGUGCAAGGAUUACUAUGAAAUACUAGGAGUGACCAAAGAAGCAACAGAUUCUGACAUUAAGAAAUCUUACAAGAAACUUGCUCUUCAACUCCAUCCCGACAAGAACCAUGCACCAGGAGCGGCGGAAGCAUUUAAAGCAAUAGGUAACGCGGCGGCAAUACUAACAGAUCCAGAGAAGCGCAAGCAGUACGACCUGCGCGGGGAUGAACCCGUGCACGCCCCACACCAGCACCACCAGUACUACGCUCGUGGGUUCGAAUCCGACCUAACUGCUGAGGAGCUCUUCAACAUGUUCUUUGGGGCCACCGGUGAGAUUUGCCUUUCAUUUCUACAAACCCCUGUGUCGUUAGCUUGGCUUUUAACUAAG